This is a messenger RNA of Penicillium verhagenii, 1125 nucleotides long. RefSeq lists its product as uncharacterized. Lineage: Eukaryota; Fungi; Ascomycota; Eurotiomycetes; Eurotiales; Aspergillaceae. Bases 1 to 1125 code for a protein of 374 amino acids. The record is from RefSeq and is a predicted model, not a curated record. The transcript has a single exon.
AUGGGUCUCCAAGAAGACAUGCCACAAACGAUACCCGGCAACACGCUCAUCAAACAACUGGUCACUUAUAGUACCCGACGACAGACGAGCUUCAAAGCCCCCAAAAACCGUUUCCCCAAUGCGAAAGGCCAAGCCCACAAAUCCUCCGAGUCCAACUGGAACUACGCGAAGAAACCCUCAAUCGCCGCAGCCUCCAUAAUCGGUGCAAUCACUUUCUUCGCCAUCGUUUUCCUGAUAGUAUGGUAUAUCAGACGAAGGAGACAACGAAAGCGACUCGACCUCCAACUCCAAGACAUGGAAAACCAACUCCAAGAUACUUUUAACCAGUCCAGCCUCACCCUGAACGAAGUCGUAAACCAGUCACUCGACGACUUUCUCAGGAAAGACAUCGAGCCCGAGCGCACAUCCCUGAUGUUUAGUCGCAGCCGCUCGCCCUCGCUUUCCUUUAUCGUCGACGAAAACGACAGACAAAGAAGCCCGUCCUCAAGACUCUAUCGAACCAGCUACGAAGCAUCGUCGGAUACGCUCGGCAAAUUGACCAGGGUCUCAACAGAAGAAUCUAAAGCCAGCACGGUGCUCUCUCUCCCAGAUCUCACGCGAGCGAUAUCGUGUGGCUCUAGCUCGACGCAAGUCCUGGCCAUGCCGUUACCCUCGCGUCUUUCCAGCGCAUCAAUUAUCGCUCCGACGGUGCGGUCUUCAACGUGGACUACUACCAGUGCGUCGACGAUAAUGGCCUCGACCGGGACGGAUAUUACACCGCGAGACUCGGCUUAUGGUUUGCAUGGUUUGCCGGGUGAGAGAAAUGUGCGUGUUCGGUCCAUGUCGCGUCGCGAGAUUCGUAAUUCGCUGAGCCCGGCGUCUUCGAUUAUACGGGCUCAUCCGUCUAAUGCGUCGCGGGCUUCGAGUCGGAUUUCGGUUGCUAGUCACAGGUACUCUGCCCCGCGUGCUAUUCAGCAGUCGGAGGGUUCGCGGAGGGUACGGGCCAAGUCUAAUCGUGAGAGUACAUCGACGAUUGAGUCGCCUGUUGAUUCUGCUUGGAGUGCGUCUGGGAGGUCCUCCGAGUUGCCGUCGAUUAUGUCGACCUCGUCGAAUCAGUCGCCUUUGUUUCGGUUUUCAGAAGGGUGA